Mytilus trossulus (common blue mussel) is the source of this 713-nucleotide messenger RNA. RefSeq names its product dnaJ homolog subfamily C member 12-like. Gene Ontology annotation, cellular component: cytoplasm. NCBI's taxonomy places the organism in Eukaryota, Metazoa, Mollusca, Bivalvia, Mytilida, Mytilidae. Bases 92 to 565 code for a protein of 157 amino acids. The transcript has 5 exons. The record is from RefSeq and is a predicted model, not a curated record.
UCGACGCAACUUCCUGUUUCUAAUUAUAAAUAAUCAUCAUGUUCAUUUUGUGAAGGAGAGUUUUCCUACUCAGUUUUAAGUUAAACUUUAAAUGGAGGACAUAUUUAACUAUGAACCUGACGAAGAAGAGGAUUUCUAUAAAAUUCUUGGCUGUAACGAGCAUUCUAACACUGUACAGAUAACAACAGAAUAUAAAGCCAGGGUUCUGAGUUGUCACCCUGAUAAACAUCCUGGAGAUGAAUCUAAAGAUAAACAGUUUAGACUAUUACAACGAGCAAAGGAUGUGUUAUGUGAUGAGGAGAAAAGAAAACGUUAUGACCAAUGGAAAAAUGCUGGGAUCUCAAUGUCGUUUAGUCAGUGGUGUUCAUUACGAGAUUCUGUACAGACUUCCAUGCACUGGGGUUCUGUGAAAACAAAACCAAUGAUAGAGAAUGAUAAACCAGAGACAACACAACACAACUUUAAAAAAUCUGAUUUUGACCACGUUACAAUAAGUACUCAUCAAGACUGGAAUAGAGAUGAACCAUCAGAAAUGUUGAGGAAAUUCAGGAACUAUCAAAUAUGAAAUGAUAUCAUGUUGUUGAAAGUGUGAUUGGUCUGAUAACCAUGUGAACAUUCCAGUAUUUUCCAGAGCACAUAAAAACAUAAACCUUCCAAUGAAACUAUAUGGUGCCUGUACAGUAGUUGUCGUUUGUUUAUGUAAUUUAUAUGUG